This is a messenger RNA of Dreissena polymorpha, 2645 nucleotides long. RefSeq names its product putative inhibitor of apoptosis. The transcript has 11 exons. NCBI's taxonomy places the organism in Eukaryota, Metazoa, Mollusca, Bivalvia, Myida, Dreissenidae. Gene Ontology annotation, biological process: regulation of cell cycle. The record is from RefSeq and is a predicted model, not a curated record. The coding region runs from base 293 to 2176 and encodes 627 amino acids. Gene Ontology annotation, cellular component: nucleus; spindle microtubule; cytoplasm.
UAGUAGUAGUAGUAGUAGUAGUAGUAGUAGUAGUAGUAGUAGUAAUAGAAUUAGUAGUAGUAGUAGAAGUGGUAACAGUAAUAGUAGUGGUAGUUGUUGUUUUUGUUUCCGUUUGAGUAAUGUGUAAUCCCGUUUGACUUUUUUUUCAUCUUAAUACGUAAUGACACUGACAGGCUUCUCUACUAUUUCAAGGUGUUGUGAAAUAUUUUCAAUAGUUUAUUUUGUGUCAGUCUUCUCUUAAUUCGAGCGGCACAAGCUUUGUAUUUCAGAUUUAAAAAGUGGUACAAUUGUAAUGGAAUUCACGCCGAGGAUUAACAUUGGACGCCGAAGCAGAAACACUAGUGCUGCCUUGAAAAAGCUUUUGAGUAAAUCUCUGUUUGUAGGCAAAAGUACACCCUGGAAAGGUUCGGUUACAGUCGUUCCAAUAGAUUCAGUCGUUCCAAUAGAUAACUUCAACUUUAACUGCAUUCCUGUUUUCAAAAUUCACUUAAGUAAAGGAUUUCGCAACAAAAAUACUAAAACUACCAGAAUGGAAACAUCAAAGAUUUUAGAUGGUUUAUAUGUUUUGGGUACCAAAUGUGGCCUAGACGUUCUCCCACUGUUGUACGCCAGCAAAACAAAAACGUAUGCAGUGUUCUCUCCGUCUUCGUUUUGGAAAACCCUACAUUUCACAGAGGACCAACAUCUGACAGAAACGUUUUUAGCAUACAAAAAUGAGAAUCGGCAAUGCUUCUACUGUUCAGAUGCGGACUUCAGUUCGUUUGAGAAACACAUUCGUACUAAUAAAAUCCCUUUAAUCAGGUUUGAUGAUAUAGCCCAGACUCAUGUAACAAUUGGUUUUGAAGAAAGUCAGCGGAAUGAAUUCAUUUUUCCCGGCUCUGAAACAUUUAAUCAGCCUGCUUACGAUGAAAGUACAGAAAGAUUUCCCAUCCAAGUCACUGAUGACGAGGAGACUGAAAUCCCUUCACAGCAACACACUGAUCGAAGUGGACAAAUGCAAUCUAACACAAGACAAGAGCAACAAAAUAGCAAAAAAUGGGAGACAGCCAAAUAUCCAGAUUACGAGGAUUUUAAAUACAGAUUGGAAUCAUUCCGCGGAUGGCCAUUGACUGAACCAAGCCCGAGAACACUAUGUGAGGCUGGAUUCUUUUUCACCGGUCACAGUUACGACCUCGUGCGGUGUUUCUGCUGUGGAAUCGAUCUAAAAGACUUCUCUGACACGGACAAUCCAUUGCUGGAGCACGCGAAACAUUCCGAAAAUUGUUCGUUCCUGCUGGACCACUUAGGAAGUCGGGAGGCCGUAGAAAGAUAUAAGCAAAGGUUCGUUACUCAGGAUCCUGAAGAGAUCAGGCGAAGGCAACGUGACCAGUUCCAAAGGCAACAAGGUCGAGCAGCCGCAAACUACAGAGCAAAGCACGAGAGGUUCCGAACGCUUAAAUCUCGCAUGGAUACUUUUAUAAAUUGGCCUCAACAUUUGUCCCAGAGACCACAACAGCUGGCCGAGGCAGGGAUGUACUUCACAGGUGUUGAUGAUCAUUGUCGUUGUUUCGCGUGUGACGGCGGCUUGAGAAAAUGGGAACCAGGAGAUGAUCCUUGGAUAGAACACUGUCGGUGGUUUCCGGCUUGUCCUUUCGCAAGAGAAAUCAAGGGCGAUGGAUUUAUCAACCUCGUCCAACUUUCUGCCGAUCAUGUCUUGGAAGAAAAUGGAUCAAAUUCUCAAGACGAAGCGAGUUGUGCUAUGGCUGCUUUAACUAUUGAUGAUGCAAAGAUUCAAAAGAUAGUGGAACAAAAUAAAGACGCUCUAGUUCAGGACAUGGGUUUUUCUAUUGUCGAUGUAAAAACCGCCAUUUUUGAACAAGGCAACCCUAACCCAGAUAUUAAUGAUAUCGUUAUUCGACUGGAGGUACUGAAUGAUAGAAGGCAGGUCGAAGAAAACUUAAAGCAAACACAUGCACCACCAGAUUCGGGAGGUCCAUUUCCAACAGAACGAUUACUGGAAGAAAACCAACGAUUGAAGAACAUGCUUUUGUGCCAUUUAUGCUACAACAACUCAGUGAACGCCUUGUUUCUACCUUGCACACAUCACAAAUACUGCAUGGAAUGCACAGAACACAUCGAUAGAUGUCCACACUGUAACAGAUCAAUAAAAGAAAGGAUUCGAACAUAUAUGACAUGAACCUUUAUCUCUUAUUAUGAAUACUGAAUAUAUUAAGAGAGCUUUUGUGGCAUCAAAAAACCGUAGCUGUUUUUUUUAAAUAGUGAAGCAAUAUCAAUUCAAAUAGUUUGCGUAGUGUAAAAGAAAACCUAACACUUUUUUAUAAUUAAACGAUUAUUAGACAUAUAUACAAGAACGCUAUGUGUAACAUGAUUGUAUAAGCAUUUUUCACGUAUGUAUUACUUUAUUAGACGAACACAAACGCUUUCAAUGGAACAGCCAAAUGCGUCCCACCCCUCCAGGGUAUUGCCUUGAACCGAAAGUAUGAUAUUGACCUUCAAAGUUGGGGACAAGAGACACUUUUUAAUAUUGUAUUAAAAUGUUUGUUAAUGAUUAUUAAAAAGUUUAUAAUCAAAUCAAUGUUAUACAGCUAUGUGUUGGUACAAUAUAUUUUUACACGAACAAUUCCAAACAUAAUGAUGAGAGAAGU